Messenger RNA from Cyclopterus lumpus (lumpfish), 2531 nucleotides. It is a transcript of the gene lpar6a, whose product is annotated as lysophosphatidic acid receptor 6a. Gene Ontology annotation, molecular function: lysophosphatidic acid receptor activity. Lineage: Eukaryota; Metazoa; Chordata; Actinopteri; Perciformes; Cyclopteridae. Gene Ontology annotation, biological process: positive regulation of Rho protein signal transduction; phospholipase C-activating G protein-coupled receptor signaling pathway. The transcript has a single exon. The record is from RefSeq and is a predicted model, not a curated record. Gene Ontology annotation, cellular component: membrane. Bases 798 to 1898 code for a protein of 366 amino acids.
ACUGCCUGUGAUACCGGCACAAAGGAGAAGUAGAGCAUAGUCUGAGUGUGAUGCGUGCUGAGAGAAUGCUCGGGAGGCUGUCAGAGUGAAGAGAGACAACCGGGGGAAAGAGAGAGAGAGUUACUGAGUGACUUCCAGAAACAGAGGGAAACCGUGAGACGCUCACAUUGUGACACACUCAAAGCUCCAGAGCUCCUUUGAAUGAGCCUGGUGGUUUGUGGUGAAGACCUUGUGAGAGGGGGAAAGCCAAUAACAACUUUGCCGCUUUCGGAACUGAAAAGGCCAAAAACACAGGACUCAGUUUUUGACAAAGAGAAAGGAUUUCGCCAUGUGGACAUCACUCUAUGGUGCCUGAAUGUGGAUUUGCCAUCAUUUCUUUUGUGGACUCAGCGGCUCGUGGUAAUUGUUUGACUGAUCCAUCUGCGUAAGUGAAGCUCAAUCUGCAACUUGUGGGCCUGCUCGGGAGACAGGACAGGGGGGAGGGGAGGACGCUCCUGCCUGAAUCUCUGUCCUCUGGGAGGGGUCUUUUCAAUAUGAGGUAACCCCCGAAAUAGCCACACCAAGACAGGGACUCAUGUUGACCAUGUGCAGCAGUCCUCUCUAACAUGGGCAGUUGUGUUGGAAAGAAACCUUUGUACCAAUGGCCGGAUUAUCAGAUGAGAGACUGUCUUUAAAUGUAUCGACUGUUCUGUGCUUUACUCUCCAUUCAUGGUGAAUUCAUUGUGCAGGGCAGCCCUUUCAUUAUAUAGCUAUUACAUAAGAGACACCCCUCGUCCCUCCACUCUUUGUCUCUCAGGAUGUACAACAGUACCCUCCCUCCCGACAACUUAACCCAGCACUGGGCUGAAAACAGCUCGGCAAACAGUUCUACCUGCGACAAGAACGAUGGGUUCAAAUACCCGUUGUACAGCACCGUCUUCAGCAUCGUGUUUGUGGUGGGACUGAUCACCAACGCUGUGGCCAUUUACAUAUUCACCUGCUCCCUGAAGCUGAGGAACGAGACCACGACCUACAUGAUGAACUUGGUUGUGUCUGACCUGCUGUUUGUCUUCACGCUACCUCUGAGGGUCUUCUACUUCAUCAACCAGAACUGGCCUUUCGGAGGCAUGCUCUGCAAGGUCUCCGUCUCGCUCUUCUAUACCAACAUGUAUGGCAGCAUCCUCUUUCUCACCUGCAUCAGUGUGGAUCGCUUCCUAGCCAUCGUGUACCCUUUUCGCUCAAGGGCGCUUCGGACCAAGCGCAACGCCAAGAUAGUGUGCGUUGCCGUGUGGGUGUUGGUGCUGUCCGGGAGUCUCCCCACUGGAUUCAUGUUGGAGACCACCUCACCCCACUACAACAAGACUAACGCCAUGUUCUGCUUCGAGAACUUCUCCUCCAAGCAGUGGAAAGCUCACCUGUCCAAAAUGGUGAUAUUCAUAGAGACGGUGGGCUUCGUCAUCCCGCUUCUCCUCAACGUGUGUUGCUCCAUCAUGGUGCUGCAGACUCUGCGCCAGCCCCAGACCAUCAGUCGUGGGGGGAAGCUGAACAAAACAAAGAUCCUGCGCAUGAUUAUUGUGCACCUCUUUAUUUUUUGCUUCUGCUUCAUCCCCUACAAUGUGAACUUGGUUUUCUAUGCUUUGGUCCGCACUAACACUUUAAAAGGCUGCUUUGUGGAGUCGGUGGUCCGGACGAUCUACCCGAUAGCCCUCUGCAUUGCUGUGUCCAACUGCUGCUUUGAUCCCAUUGUUUACUAUUUCACCUCGGAGACCAUCCAGAACUCCAUCAAGUGGAAGUCUCAGGUGAACCGUUCGUACGACGUCAAGUUCUCCGAGGCGCUGCAGUCAGAAACCAGCACCAACCUGCAGAGCAGCCUGAGGAAUCUCAAAGCUAAAGUCUUCCACAAUGAGUCGUCAGUGUGAUGGCGCGGUUCCUACGCACAACAUGAAAGGUAUUACAUCCAUCCAUCCUUCGAAAAAUGAACCUCCUUGAGACAACGGGAAGUUUAUUUGUUUUUGGUGUGCUUUAUGGAACACCUGUCAAAGAGGUAUUAUCUUCAUCUCAGGGCAAAUGUUUGUACUUGUCGCCGACAACCUCGGCGCUGCAGUAUUACUGCUACAUGCAUCUGUGGAUUGCUUAUUACUACUCACUCAUUUUCCUUUCCUGUGGAGUAUUUUGUAAAUGUGUUCAGCACAAUUACUCUGCAGGUGACUUUGAGGGAAUCUGAUCUUUGAACAAAAGGACAGUUCUGAUGUUGAAUGCUACUUUUGCCUGUAUAAUUGUACAUGUCUGUGGUAAGUUUUGGUGCUAACUUUAGAUUAGCAUCUAUUAAAUUAACAAAGUUAUAUCAAGAUAUAGAUUGUACAGGGCUUCUCUUUUUUUAAUUUUUUUUAUUGUGAAUUACAAAUAGGUCACCAAAGUGCCUUUUUUGUUCUUGCACCAUUUCAUUAUCGCCUAUGUCUUUAUUGACCAUUAAAUGCACUUACACAGAAUUCCAGUAUUCCAUACUGCUCCCAUGCCACAGUAAUGAAUAAAAGUCAAGUACUGUUUAAAAC